AUGACCCCGGCGACAAGCAUCACGCAGGCAGCGCUGCAGCCCACCACCAUGACCACCACGACCACGCGCAUCACGACCAUGAUCACGAUCAUGACCACGAUCAUGAUCACACACUUUGACGCCGCGUCCGAGCCCAGCGCGCUCCUGCGCGCCGUCGGCCGCACCGGGUUCUUCAGCCUCUCGGAGGAGCUCGAGCACGGCACGCGCUACGCGGUCGCCUCCGCCGCCUGCUACGCCGCCGCGCUCGCGCUGCAGUUCGCGCUGCACGCCGCCGCGCCGCCCGCGGGCGCUGCUGCCGCGCGCGCGACCGCGGUCCUCUCGCAGCUGCUGCUGGCGGGCACGUACUUCCUCUCGGGGGUGCCGCAGCUGGCGGAGACGCUGGUGGCCAUCGUGCGCAGCCGCGUGGACACGCACGUGCUGAUGUCACUGUCAGUUGUGGGGACGCUCUAUAUGGGCAUGGCCGCAGAGGGUGCGCUGCUGCUGCUGCUGUUCCGCGUGAGCCACCUCCUGGAGGACAAGCUCACUGAGAGGGCCAGCGGCAACCUGGGCCGCCUGUUUGACAGCGUGCCCAGCCGCGCGACGCUGGUGGAGGUCGACGAGGACGGCGGCGCCCCGCGCGCGGCGAGCGCCACGGAGGUCCCGGCCUCUAGCGUAGCGCUGGGGCAGCACGUGCUCGUCCGCCCCGGCGAGGCGGUACCCCUGGACGGCUCCAUAUCCUGGGGCACCGCCAACGUGUCCCUGCAGCACAUCAGCGGCGAGUCUGCGCCGCUGCGCCUCGGGCCCGGCGCGGCGGUGCCGGCCGGCAGCGUGAGCACGGACGGGAUUCUUGUCGUGCGGUGCGAGGCGACGGCGGACGACAGCACGCCGGCGCGGAUUGCGAAGAUGACGGCGGCGGCGCAGGUGAGGGGCGAGGGAAGGGCUCUGUUGGAAGCAUGCACGGGCGGAGGGUGUGCCUAG
This is a messenger RNA of Monoraphidium neglectum, 957 nucleotides long. RefSeq names its product Cd2+/Zn2+-exporting ATPase. The transcript is spliced from 4 exons. The record is from RefSeq and is a predicted model, not a curated record. Lineage: Eukaryota; Viridiplantae; Chlorophyta; Chlorophyceae; Sphaeropleales; Selenastraceae. The coding region runs from base 1 to 957 and encodes 318 amino acids.